Molecule: messenger RNA, 2554 nt
Organism: Monomorium pharaonis (pharaoh ant)
Lineage: Eukaryota; Metazoa; Arthropoda; Insecta; Hymenoptera; Formicidae
Gene: Ercc1
Product: DNA excision repair protein ERCC-1-like
Exons: 6
Coding region: 392-1174 (260 amino acids)
Biological process (GO): meiotic mismatch repair; mitotic recombination; nucleotide-excision repair
Cellular component (GO): nucleotide-excision repair factor 1 complex; nucleus; ERCC4-ERCC1 complex
Molecular function (GO): damaged DNA binding; single-stranded DNA binding
Source: RefSeq, a predicted model, not a curated record
AAUCGAGCCCCAGUACAACAGUGCAGCUAGAAAGAACAAACCAUUUAUCUAUCCAUGGCAAAAUGUAAUACUAUAGCGCAUGCGCUAUGGCUUCUGCAUUCUGCCUUAUGGCUCCUGUAAUUUUAUGUACUUCCACCUUUACAGUACACUGUUUUAAAAUAAAAAGAUUUAGUACAUUUAUUUUUGUGAAAUAAUCAUAUUGUCCCAGUAAUUUACGGGAGGGACGAGUGUUAUAUAAAAAAAAAAAAGAAUGGAUUCUACCAGGGCUAAAAAGAAAUCGAAAAAAUUUUGUUUUUGAAAGGAAUUAGUCAAAUAUACUUUUAUUAAAAUCUGAGAUAGAUAAACUGAACUAGAUAUAUUAUAGAAUCAUGUACAUAAAAAUAUUUAUAUAAUGAAUAACACAAAUGAAAAUACAGAAGAUUUGGAUGUAUCCACUUCAAAACAAACUAAAAAUACAUCUUUCCAAACUGCCUUUAGUAACUUGAAGAAAUCUGAAUUUUUCAAGGAUCUUUUAUUUUCUCAGCCUGAAACUUCUGUGGCAGCAGCUUUGAGCAAAAUCAACACUAUUCUUGUCAAUGUAAAGCAGAGAGGCAAUCCGUUAUUAAAGUUUAUAACAAACGUGUCAUGGGAAUAUUCCGACAUUGUGCCAGAUUAUGUAAUGGGAAAAACUACUUGUGCUCUUUUUUUAUCAAUUCGUUAUCAUCAAUUGAAUCCUGAUUAUAUUCAUGAAAGACUGAAAUUGCUGAACAAUACCUAUAAUUUGCGAGUGCUUUUAGUACAGAUUGAUGUCGCUGAUCCUCAUCAUGCUUUGAAACAUCUAACGAGAAUUUCCAUUCUGGCAGACAUGACGUUAAUGUUAGCAUGGAAUGCGGAAGAUGCAGGAAAAAUUAUUGAAACUUAUAAAAUAUAUGAAAACAAACCGCCUGAUGAUAUCAUGGAACGCAGUGAUACAGCACCUCAUCAAAAAGUGAUUAAUGGUUUAACAACAGUAAGAUCUGUCAACAAAACUGAUGCAACAACUCUUUUAAGAACUUUUGGCACAUUAGCUGACAUUAUAAAAGCACAAUCAAAUACUCUGGCCUUGUGUCCCGGAUUUGGUGUGCACAAAGCUCAAAAGCUUUAUAAAGUUUUACAUGAAUCUUUUCUACGCACACCAAAUUAUUAUACAAAUUAAAUAGAAUAAUAAAAUGUAUCUAUUAAAUGUCUUACUAUAUAGUUAUAUUCUAAAGACUUCAGGACUUUUUGGGGAAAAAUUUAUUAUUAUCACAUUAACCAUAUAUCGAUAAACCAUCCGGGAUUAUUUAGAAUUAUCUGAAGAUGGAAACUAUUCUUUGAAACAUAUAGCUGCAAUCUCCAUUUUUAAGAUAUUAAAAACUUAGAAUUCCAGUAACUUGAGAUUAUCUGUAGAAUCUAAACAAUUAAUAUAACAGAAUCAUUUAAUAAUCACCUUAACACUUUUAUUUCGUUGACCUGACUGGCCAAGUUUAUUGAUCAGACUACGUUUCGACCUCUAAUUCGGAUCCUUUUCAAGUUAAAUUAUAAUGAUCUUACAACAUUGUCACUGGAAAAAAUACAAAUUACAGUUUUUACAAUGCAAUUGUAUCUUAUGUCCUCAGAAUACAUUAAUUCAAAAACUUAGCAGUUAAUAUAAAUUUUCUACAUGUACGUAAGAAAUUCAAAUAAAUGUCCUGAUAAGCUAUUUUGUAUAAUCCGAUGUGUCAAUCAAAAACCGAAAUUAGCAAUCAGUUAAUUUAACAAUAUAAAAGAGUGUAAAAGGUAUAAAAUGUCAAAAAAUGUAAAAGGGUGUAAAUUAAACCGUGCUUGACAUGUAGAAAAACAAAACGUGAAGCUUACAUGAAUCCUUGUGCGUUGGUAAUGGAUAUAGUCUGAGGAAUUAACAAUUAAGAAUCAUUUAAAAUUUGAAUCAGAAAAUAAGAUGUAAAAAAAUAAAAGAUACCACUGAAACAAAAGAUUUCUGUACAUCUUGUCAAGAUGUUAUACGUACUCACAAUCAGUUAGCUAUGCUAAAAUAAUAUUUUAUCAAAGCUUUACAAGGUUUUUUUAAUUUUGACAACAAUUUUAUGACAAGUAAUUGCUUUGUUUUGUAAAAGGUUCGAGUAAAUUUAUGACAAAUUUGUUAUGCAAGACUUAGACCGGUAUUCAUAGUCCGUUCUUAUAUUUAAGAUUGUUUUAUAUUCAGACUUAAGGCGUGUUCUAGAUUCAUAAUCAAAAAAUGAGGUGAAGCUUAAGUAAAAUCUCAAGACGUUACGUAUCAAAGAUGAUCUUAUUUCCGAAUAUCUUAAUAUAAUUUAUAAAUAUAACUUAUUUCAUAUAAGGUUAACCUUAAGACUAGCUUAUUAAUUACGAAUUCAUAGUCAUUUAAGAUCAUUACAUUUGACAUAUAUAUUGGUAAAUAAGACGAUCUUUGUCGAGUCUUGUCGAAAAGUGACUUAAGAUAGUCUUCUUUGUUUUAUAUGUAAAAACAAUAUCUUUGUAGAAAUAAAUUUUAUUUUAGGAAGAUAAGAAGAUAUAAUAAAUAUCAAUGUGCAUGAAA